CCCUGGGACUACUUUAGGCCCUGCCCAGAGUCCAGAAGUCCAGACGGCCCAGAAGACAAGCAGGUUGGAGCCUGAGUCAGAGAGAGGAGAGAGAGGGGGAGACAGGAGAAGCCUACCACAGCAGGGGGUGAGGACCAGCAGGAGGUCUUUGGUGUGUCUGAAGAAGUCUGCCUUCCGUUCUCACUGAGCCACUCUGAGAAUGGAUCUGUCUGCCCGGGAGCUGUGUCUCAACUUCACUGUGGUCCUGGUCACGGUUAUCCUUAUGUGGCUCCUUGUGAGGUCCUAUCAGUCCUGAGACGGCAUGCCACUCUCCAGGGAUUGACUGCAACGCUCCAGAGCUGCCUGCUGUAUGUCCUGAGAUCCCACUGCUGUAAUGGGAUGCCUUUCCUGGCACCCUAAGGCACUUCUGACCUGCACACACCAUCUCUGAGGCGCCUCCCGUGUUAGGAUCAAUUGUGUGUUCUCUAAAGAUGCUGCUCUCAAGGGCUGCCAAGAGUUUGCCAGUCAACAUUAGAUUUAUUCCCCAACGCUUAUGGCAAAUGUGUUAGCUAAGCCACAAGGUUAAAAGGAAACUGGAUUCAU
Myotis daubentonii (Daubenton's bat) is the source of this 582-nucleotide messenger RNA. RefSeq names its product sarcolipin (gene SLN). The record is from RefSeq and is a predicted model, not a curated record. Gene Ontology annotation, cellular component: membrane. Gene Ontology annotation, molecular function: enzyme regulator activity. NCBI's taxonomy places the organism in Eukaryota, Metazoa, Chordata, Mammalia, Chiroptera, Vespertilionidae.